Messenger RNA from Marchantia polymorpha subsp. ruderalis, 2231 nucleotides. The record is from the annotation of a GenBank genome assembly. Lineage: Eukaryota; Viridiplantae; Streptophyta; Marchantiopsida; Marchantiales; Marchantiaceae.
AUACAUCAACCAAAUUGAACCUGAUCUCCAUCAAAUUGCUGACUGCUGAAUGCUGAGGGCAGAAAAUUGAGGAGCCGGCCGGUAAAGUAUCAGACAUGACUCCUCUUCGACUUGCAUGAACACGUGUCAUCGCCGAAGACUCCGAGUGCAGGAGGAUCCGGGGAAGAAGCAGCUGGACGGGAAUGGAGAGACGGCGUGUGCACAGCACACGUCGGAGCUUUGGAUGUUCGCUGACUACAUCCGCCCCGCUCCGUUCCGUGCCAGAGUCCGAGCCUGGACGAGAGCUUUUUGGGUCCCGGGUAGAUGACGGGUAGUUCGCUGUCCUGGCUUUUCAGAAUUUGUUAACGUGGAUUUAUGAUCCACUGUCCAUUCGCGCCGAGAUCGGCCAAUUUUCCUCUUGUUCUUCCAGAGGUUCGAAGCUCACAUUUCGUUUCUCUGCACUCAGUUGCUCUUCUGCUCUCUUCUCGUCUCUUCUCUUCUCUUAGCUUCUCCUGGAAAAUAGAUCAGAUUCCGUGGCCGAGCAUUCGAGCUCGUCGUCUGCACUCCAAAUUCAGAUUCGGAAUUUGUGACAAAAUCGAGUUUUCAUGAAAGAGUAGAGUUGGAGAGUUAAAGUUAUCGUAGACCUGCGUCUGGAUUUGAAGUGAAGUAAGACAGUAAUGAUUGCAGUAGCGAGCUUCUGAAGCGCGGAGAAGAAAGGGGAUUCAAGUUGGAACCCAUUGUACCACUGUUGAUUUGAGCAGGCCCGUCAUUGAUUCUCGUGCUUGUGCUGAUUCCUACAGCAGUUUGUGGCUGCCUGUGACGAUCAGUGCAGCUGACUCCGAGUUCCAUGACCAAUUCAGCAGCUGCAAGACAGGCGUUUUCGUAUUGUGUCCAGCAAGUAAGGAGGUAUGACUACGCAAACUAUCUGUGUCUGUUGCAUUUACCUCCGGAAGUACGGAAAGCCGCCUUCGCUAUUCGAGCAUUCAACGUGGAGACCGCAAGAGUCGGUGAUAAUACCCGCGAGAUCCAGCUUGGAGUGAUGCGGCUUUUCUGGUGGAAGGAUACUAUAGAUGGAAUUUAUAAGAAAACACCUGUCGAGCAUCCAGUAGCUCAGGCGCUCAGCUCCGUCUUAGCUGAACAUAGAUUAAGCAAGCAGUGGUUUUCACGCCUCAUCGAGGCUCGGGUAACUGAUUUGGAAGCAACUGCUCCACCUGUUAGUAUGGCGGAGGUUGAACGAUACGCUGAGAACACAGCAUCUGUGAUUCUGUAUCUUACUCUAGAGGCAGCCGGGAUUCGCAGCACAGCCGCAGAUCAUGCUGCUUCGCACAUUGGGAAGGCCGCAGGCAUCGGACUACUGCUUCGAGGCACUCCAGUCCAUGGCUCACGACGCCGAACAUACAUUCCAAUCGACAUAGCUGCGAAGCAUGGUUUGUCUCAAGAGGAUAUAUAUAGAGGACAAAAUCGAGAAGCUCUUGCGGAUGCAGUACAUGAGGUUGCAUCUUUUGCCAAUGCACAUCUAGUUCAUGCCCGGGGUCUUGCUAGCACGGUGCCAAAAGGAGCAGUGACUGUACUUCUUCCUGCGGUUCCAGCCGGCUUACUCUUGCAGUCCUUGGAGAAAUGCAACUUCAACGUGUUUGAUUCAAAGCUCAACAGUGGGGUCUGUGGUGUCUCACCUUUGUGGAUGCAACUCCAGCAGAGAUGGCACGCCUUCAGAGGAUCGUACUAAUUUAUCCUCUUCAGCUUAAGGUCCACUGGGUACAUCAGUCAGUGCCAUUGUCUUUGAUUAACCUUCCACUGGGUCGUGAAGGAUCUUUAGGGGAUGUAGAAAGUUAUAGCACGUUGCUAGGCCCGAAGGGUCAUGAGCACAAGAACCGGAUUUUGUCUGACAAUUUCUUCUCAAUAUAACGGCGAUCCCUUGGUGGUCAUAUGCCUUCAUGCAACAAGACGAAUAGAGGGUCAAACAAACACAUUUUUUGAGCUUGAUAGAAGGACCGGAUCUCAAUUCUAGGAAAAUUUUUAAAUGAUUACGGUUAUUCACUUCGAGAUUAUAGGAACUUGGUUCACAAAUCUAAAUUAUGGGAAAUUAAGUUCCCGGACAAUUGUACAUAGACAACUGUAAGUAGUCUAUGUACGUUCUUCGAAUCUUCUACCUUUUUCGUCUGUCAUGUGGUGAUGACAAUUUCAAUACAAAUUUGGAUCUGAAAACUUGAGUAGAUACUGAACAAAAUUAAAGAGUUCAAAACUCUCAGUAU